This is a messenger RNA of Trichobilharzia regenti, 1611 nucleotides long. The record is from the annotation of a GenBank genome assembly. Lineage: Eukaryota; Metazoa; Platyhelminthes; Trematoda; Strigeidida; Schistosomatidae.
AUGUCAGACGUUUAUUUGUAUAUUUACGAUCUCUCUGGUGGAUUAGCCAGGAUUCUCAGUCCCCAGCUUCUCGGGAAGCAAAUAGAGGGUAUAUGGCACACUGCAGCCGUUCUUUAUAACAAGGAGUUUUUCUUUUGCCAAUCGGGAAUUCAAUAUUGUGAGCCAUGCACGACUACUUUGGGUAGUCCACUGGAGAAAAGAUUUAUGGGAAGGACUCAUCUGACAGAAUCAGAAAUUUUCAGAUAUUUGGAACAGUUGUCUGGUACACUGUUCAAACCUGGGGAUUAUAACCUGUUUGAACACAAUUGUAACACAUUCAGCAAUCACUUUAUAAAUCAUUUAACUUCAACAAAUAUUCCAUCUUAUAUACUAAAUUUACCUAGAGAAGUUAUGUCCACCCCAUUUGGAGCAUCUAUAGGCUCAGCUAUGAAUAGCCUGUCAGUUGGAAUCAAUUCAAAAUCAUCAAUACAAAGUAUUCAACAGUCUGCAAACACUAAAAAUCGCCACUCUUAUAAUUAUAUUCGUAAGCAUUUUCGACCAAUAUUUUUUGAUGAACCUGUUUCAUCAGAACUUCUUCCACAUCGUCUUUACUUAUUAUGGCCAGCUGAUGACAAUUCAGUUUUAGCUACUUUGGCUGCGAAAUUAUCUGAAGCACUUCUGCAAGAGAAGUCAGAAAUACAAUGUGCUCAAGAAUGUUCAAUCCUACUUGCAUUAGAUCAGUUAACUACAGGAGAUCAAUGUCGAGCAUCUUGUGAACUAUUUCGUUUAGCAGUAUGGAAAGAUCCAAACAUAUUAAUGAAUUUGCUAACUGAUCCAAGAAGAUAUUUGCACAAAUUGAGUCAAGUUCAAAUUCCGUUCGUGAAAACUAAUGAAUUUUAUGAUAUUGAAGCAUCACUUGCUAAACUGCUGUGUAAUUGUCUUGGUCUGUCAGCCGACUGGGCUAUCAUGAAAGACGAUGAUAUGAAAUUGGAUAUUAAUAGUAUCAUAGAAAUCAGUUUAACUCUGCUGAAUGAUGAUAUCGGAGGCUGUUUAACCGAUGGAUCAUCAUCACGUAGAUCAUCAAUAGCAUCAAUAGCAUCGUCGGUGAAUAAUUGCUGUACACGGAAUUUAUUAUCAGAGCAUAAAUUAGUUGGUUUAGCUCUAGCUCAUAAUAUUUCACUAUAUCCAUCGCUUACCGAAAAUGAUGCAUUAACAUUGGGAAGCUUUUUGCUACAUUUGGCUAGUACAGGGAAGAAAUCGUAUAAAUAUCCAAUGGAAGGUAUUUAUUUAACUCGUACAAUCUAUUUUUUGACUGUAAGAUUUUCAUCGUUAUCUGAUUUAGCUAAAUGCUGUGAUAUUCAUAACUUUCUUCAAGAGAUAAUGGAUGAAAGUAAUCGAGUGAAUAGUUCAACAACAAGUACAAGCACAACCACAACAGCAAGCACAACAAAAACACCAACUACAUCAAUGUCAUCAUCGCCAUCACCGUCAUCGCAUAAUCAGAUUAUAUCAUCAUCAACAGAGAAAAUCCAACCUGGUGUUGAAGUUGAUUCAUUAACAAGUGCUGACUAUUUAAUUGCAUCACAACUUUUAGACUUUUUAUCAAAUAAUUAUAAAUCAGAUGAUAGUUAA